AUGAAUUGGGACAUGGGAGGAAACGGGCGUGGAAUGGGACUGUUGGACGGCAGAAACCUUGGACCGGGAAUGGAUGGCAGGAACAUCGGACCAGGAAUGGACGGUCGAGGUCUCGGGGUCGGAAUGGAUGGGAGGAGUCUAGGGUCGACGUUGGACGGACGGGGUUUGGGACCUGGGCUGGAUGGAAGGGGUUUGGGGCAAAUGGAUACCAGAGGAAUGAGUCAAAUGGACCCUAGGAAUAUGGGACAGAUGGAUUCUAGGGGUAUAGGACAGAUGGACUCUAGGGGUAUGGUACAAUUGGACUCAAGGGGUAUGGGGCAAAUGGACUCAAGGGGUAUAGGGCAACUAGACUCACGGGGUAUGGGGCAACUAGACUCUAGGGGAAUUGGACACUUGGAUUCGCGGGGGCUAGGGCAGUUGGAUGCAAGAGGCAUGGGGCAAACUGACAAUAGGGGAAUAGGUCAAAUGGAUAGGGGCAUGGGACAGCCUUUAGACAGUAGGGGAUUGAGUCAAUCACUUGACGGGAAUAAUAUGGGGCCAACAAUGGAUGGUAGAAGUUUGGGACCUCCGAUGGAUGGAAGAGGCCUGAGUACGAAUGUUGAUGGAAGAGGUUUGGGACAGACUAUAAACGGAAGGACCGUGGAUGGAAGAAACGCGGUAUCCACGUUAGACAGUCCACAUAGGCAGGAGCUCGGCAUGGCGAGGCCGUUGCACGGCUCCUUCCAGACCCAUGACAAUAGGCAAGUGAGCCAAGAUACGUUCUCCUCCAGUAUACAAAAGGACAGUUUCCUUCAGCAGCGCCAGGACUCCUUUAGUAACUCCGCCAAGUCUGACUCCUUCUUCAGCAAUAAUGUGUGGGAGAACCAGGCGCCGGAUAAGGAUCCCCAGCGAACCGACCCCUGUGAGUAUCCACCGGCCGGCUCCGGUUCCCCAGUCGACGGUUCUUCUUCAUUUAACCCUGAUGUUAGAUUGUCACCGGGCUCCCCCUAUUCAACCUCUCCGACUUCCGAUGAUGAGAGCAGUAGAGAAAAAAGUAUUCUGUCGGAAAUUAAAAACCUCAAUGAGUCAUCUCUUAUUUCGAAUCAGACGGAAAGCGAAGAGUUAGAUAAAGCCAAAGUAAAUACCGCUCCGAGUAUUGUUGGACAAGGGGUUCUUAUGGAACCGUUUUAUGACCACAGUCCUGGAGAAGUAUACACCAUCCCUGAAGAGGAGGAAGAGAUCAGCAGCCCCACCUCCGGUGACGGAGUCACUAGUUUGCGCAAGAGACGUCUAGUCGGAGGCCAGCUGGGGGCUAGUACGGAGGAAGAGUACUCCGGUGAUGGGAUCUACUCCAGGACCUACCCUCGGCCUCAGAACCCCGCCUUGAGAUCCACCACAUCAACCCUGGGGAGCCUGGACAGCAGGGAUGGCAGAGGAGAGCUUUCCAAGGCAUUACACUCCGAUUCAAGUUUUUCAAGAUCACCAUACUCCACCAGGACAGAAGAAUCCACCGUUUCCGAUUCAACCAAAAGGAAUGGUGUGGAUCUUGACCACUUCCUUGGAAAGAAUUCUGAACUUGGGCUGAUAAUGAAACAGCAGCAAGCAGCACAGCAAGCGAAACAGCAACAACAGCUAAAACAACAACUUCAGCAACAAUUGGCCCAGGAAGCUCAACAGCAUCAACAGCAAAUGCAACAACAACAGCAGCAACAACCACAAACCCUACAACAAUCCCUCCAACAGCAACCACAGCCGAGUCAACAACAGCAGCAACAACAGAGCCAGCAGCAACAGCAGCAGCUUAAUCAACAUCAACAGUUUCAGCUACAAGAACAGCUGCAGCAACAACAUCAACUGCAAGCAACCCAGGAGCAGCAACGGAAUCAGCAACUUCAUCAACAACAAUCACUGAUGCAGCAACAUCAGCAAGACCAUUUACUACAACAAACGCAACAGCAAAAACAACAACAAAUUAACCAACAAAACUUAAACCAACAACAACAAAAUCAAAAUAUGAACCAUCAGACCAAUCAUCCACUCAGUCAUCAGCCAAAUCCUCAACAUUUACAGCAACAAACGAUAGACCAUAAAACAAAUUAUAGUAAAAGCCAGUUGGACCACAUAUCAAGUUUACAGCAAGAGAGGCAGAUAUGGGAUAGAAUAACUAACCAUUCAUACGGUUUACAAAAGGAUUACAAUCAGGAUCACCUAUACCAACAGAAACUUCAACAGGAAAGAAUGCAGGAACAAGAGUAUUCGAUCGAGCAGAAACAGUUUUUACAAAGAUCUAACGAGUUUUCAAUCAGCCCAUUACAUCGAGGGAAGCCAAAACUUCAUGAACUCCAGCGUAGGAAGUUUCGAGGGGUUCGCUUCGAGGCUCCAGGCUCCAUCCUGUCCCCCAUCCUGGACGUUUCUCCGUCCCUAGAACGCGAUGAUCACCAACACCAGGGAGAUUAUUUCGAUGAACUUGGAAGCAAGAUAAACCCCUUAAAUUUUCAAAAGAACCAACAACAAACACAACAGCAGCAGCAGCAGCAACAACAACAACAGCAGCAGGGCAACGCUGGACAAAACAAACCUGCUGCCGGUACCAUUAGUGGGAUGUUAGCUGACUUCAGCAGAGCACUUGGACUAGGAGGAAAUUCACCUUCCAGACCAUCACCAACAGAAGAGAGAUUAGACUCAGAACAUGGUCAACAGUCUUCCCAGCAAUAUGCACAAGAUUAUCAUUUCAAUAAAGAUAGGCAAACUCAGCAACAGCAGCAGCCAUUAAGAGCAGGUGAUCCGUUCUUUAACAGAACAACAUCACAACAACAAAAUGCAACACAGCUGCCACAUGCAAACCAAAUAGACUUUCAAUCAAAUCAGCAGCAAACACAAUAUGACAAUAAAACUCUUCAGCAACAACAAUAUCUAAGAACACAACAGCAUCUUCCUCUGCAAGAACAACAACUCCAACAACAACAACUGCAGGCCCAACAACAACAGCAACAACAGCAAUUCCAACAGCAACAACAGCUGUUGCAGGCCGAACAACAGCUUCAACAGCAACAUAAAAACCAGCAAGUACUUCAGCAGCAUCAACAGCAACAGCAACAACAUCUGAACAUGCUUGUGCAGCAGCAACAUCAGUUGAUCUUACAACAGCAAAGACAAAAGCAUCAGCUAGACCAACAAGAUGGCUCCUUCAACAAGCUCAAUUUGGACUUC
Molecule: messenger RNA, 3189 nt
Organism: Macrosteles quadrilineatus (aster leafhopper)
Lineage: Eukaryota; Metazoa; Arthropoda; Insecta; Hemiptera; Cicadellidae
Product: putative transcriptional regulator cudA
Exons: 10
Molecular function (GO): transcription coactivator activity
Source: RefSeq, a predicted model, not a curated record